AUGCACUCGGCAGAGGCGGAACGAACGCCCCUGACUGCACCGAUACUAUGUCAGAUCCGCACUGGGUGCGCCACCGGUAGCCGGUUGGUCGGCACCAUACACACCCGCCUCAACUCGUCCCUGGCGGAGGUUCGCCUGCUGCUGGGGCGCCUCGCAAGCAGGGCGCGGGGGGAUGCAGCUGCCCCAGCCGCGCUGGAGGUACACGGGGCGCCAGUCAACAUGACGCAGGAGGAGUGGAAGAAAACCAUGGCGUACCCGCUGCAUCCGUUCGACCUCGGCCUGGCGUUUUCGUUUGUCAGGUGCGGCGGUUGUGUGCCCAUUGCGCGGUGCGACGAGGCGACGUUGCUGCUGGUGGACGUCUUUCCAAAACUGCCGCGUGCGUGGGGCACCUCGACUGUGGCAGGCUGGGCGAUGGAGCCGGCGCCGCCGAUGGUGAAGGUUUUGGCGCGCCCAGGCGAGUACCCACCGUCGCGCAAUGCGCUGGCCGUUGUGUUCAUUGCGCAGGGAGAACCGGGGCGUCUCGUAACGGAGGAAGUGCUGCUCGAGCGCCACAUGCUGCAGCAGGGCGCCUACGGCCGCCCGGACCGACUGGAGGAAUUUUCCGCGCUGCUGAAUGAGUGGAACGGCAACGUGAAGGAUUGCUUUGGGCGAACGGUGCUGCAUGAGUGCGUUUACGAGGGCCGCAAGGAGGCCGUGGCCUUUCUGCUUUCCCUUUCUUUUAUUCGCGUGAACGAGCAAGACGCACAGGGCAAAACCCCGCUGCACCUCGCGGUCAGAGGCGGCAGUGCGUUUCUCGUCUCACGACUGCUGGAGGCCGGAGCCGACGUGCUGCUCGCUGACAACGGCGGUGACACCGCACUUCAUGCGGCGCUGCGCCUUCGCAACGGCCGCCUCGUGGAGUUGCUGUGCGAGCGGCUGCGCGCGAACGGAGUUGAGGCGAAGGGGCUGCGCCGCUUAAAAAACAGUCUUGGCAUGUCGCCCGGGGAUCUAUUUUCGCUGCACUCCCCAACCUUUAUGCAGCUCUGCGAGGAGGGCGACGUGGCUGCCGCCAAAUCCCUCCACGAUCAUUACUUGUUUGCGCCUGACGCCGUAGCCGCGUGCGACGAGCUUCUGCGUCAGUCGGCACUCCACGUCGCCGCUGCCCGCGGGCAUGUGCACGUCCUCAGGUUUCUUUUAGAUGAGCUGAAGCCGGGAAGCUUCGCGGAGGAGCGCAUGCUCGACGCCCGUCUGCAAACACCGCUGCACCUGGCAGCCGCGGGAGGCCACCUUCCGGCGGUCGGCUUCCUUCACGAGAGGUUCCCGUGGUGGGUUUCGCUGCAGGACUUCACAGGCGCCACACCGCUCGUGGCGGCCUUGAGAAGUGGGAGGCGGGGGCGCAUAACCGCCGUGGUGGAGUACCUCAUUGCCGCCUUGCCGCGCGGCUCUGCCGCGGCAAACGCCUGUGACAGCAGUGGGAUGGGCGCACUCCACCUGCUGUGCGAGCUCGGGAUGACGCGUGCCGCGAACUCCCUCAUCGUCGACCACGGCGCCGACGUCACAUUGUCGUGCGCGUGCGGCGGCGUGCCCGCGAGGUACUUGACAACGACGCGUGCGCUGCCGCGACGGUUAAGGGGCGCUGCGAAGGCGUCAAGGGGGCAGUUGGCGAAGGAGCAACGGGGGGUAACGCCGCUUCUUUGCGCCCUCCGCGGGAGGCGCGGCCACGUGAGUACGGUGGAGAUGUUGCUGUCACACGGUGCCGGGACGCGGGCGGACGAGGCGGUCGAGCUGCUCUUCUACCUCGUCACGAAAGGGCAUUACGAGUUGGCGGACCGUGCGGUUGCGUCUGGGGUCAGGCCCGCGACAGAUUCGAACGAGCUGCUCUGCCGCUUCUGCGCGGGGAAGCACGGUGUUGGUAUUCGCUGGUGCGUUGAGCGGGGCUGCUGUGGCCUAAGCUCCCUUGAUGGCGGGUGCCCGCUGCUCCUGAGCUCCGCGGUGGGCGAUGCCGAGGCGGUGGGCUUCUUGCUGUCCUGUGGGGCCGAUCCGAACGUCACACCAGGUGGAACGUCUCCACUGUUGGCGGCUGUCAACAGUGGGCACCACGCCGUCGUGGAGCGUCUGGUGAGAGCUGGUGCGAGGCUUGCGGCUGCGGAUGGCUCCUGGGCCGCGCUGCGUGCCGCCGCAGAAAGCGGCGCCGAGUCCGUCGUCCGUGCCCUGCUUGGACUCCACGUACUUUCGCCCUCGGAGGUGUCCCAGGCCUUGGUGCACACGAUGCAGCAUGUGCGCGGGAGACGGGGUGUUGUGAGCUGUGAGCGGGCGUGUGGGGCCCUCGCGGCGGGCCUUGACCUUUCCUCGCGUGACAUCACACACCCCACGGAGCUUUUGCAUCUCGCGGCGAGCCGUUCCCUUUUUGUCGUUGUGCGGGCACUGGUGGGCGGCCUGCGCGUUCUUCCGGCGUCGACGCUCCGGGAGGUUGUGAAUGCUCCUCCACCGCCGCCUACGCGGCCGUUUGUGCUCAUCGAGCCGGCGACGGCCCCGUUGCGGGUGAGGCGUCCUUCUUCCUUGUCAGCGGAGGGCCGACGGGGCCUGUACCCUGUGCCGAAACCUUUUAAGCGGCUGGUCAUCCGACGACGGGACACUGGGGUGCUGUUUCACCGCCUGCGUCUCCGCGAUGUGUUCAGCUACUGUGCCGAGGCCAGUGAAGGCGAACUGCUUGAGAGUCUCCUGUUUGAUGUGGGGCUGCGGCCUUGGGCGGGCCCGGACUACCGUGGCUGGAAUGCCGCGGAUUACGCAGCUGAGAGGCAACUGACGACCGCCCUCCGCAUGCUACUUGUUGCCGGCCUCACUCCGUUGCGUCGCCACGCGGUGCGCCGUAGCACAAGACUGGGGGCUCUCUGUCGCUCCAUCGCGGCUGUGAAUGGGGGUCUGGGCGAGGCGAGCGUCUUGUCUUCGGUUCUUUGCAAUUUGGCGGCCGCGCGGGAGAAGGCGCUGUUGCGAGAGAUUCUGAUAGAUACAUGUAGAUUCCACGAUGUGCCGGACCUGAGUGGUGCGGGGGCGUGGCUGGACGAACUUGUCCUCUGCUGCGCUCGCACGCGCUGCCUGGACUUGCUGGAAGUGUUGAGGGUAGAGUUCCAGGUCCCGCUGAGGCAGCGACUGCGUCGCUCGGUACAACCGUUGCUGUGGGCUGUGGCGUGCCGUGACGCAGACUUAGUCGCCUACCUCAUCCUUCACGGGGCCCCCGUCGACGCCGUGGACACCAUUCCCGCGACGGGCACUGUCGCCGGCGACCCGCGUGCGCCGGGGCGCGAGAAGCGCGAGGUGUCUCCCUUGUGGCUGGCAGCGCACCUCGGCGACGUUGCGGUCAUGGAGCUCCUGCUCUCGACCGGGCCGCUGUCGCCGGAGCGGUGCGCCGACUCCGCGGAGUUCUGCCGGGAUGCGCUCAGGGCGCUCGUCGGUGGAGCCCCGCGCCGGCCCUCGAAGUCACAGGACGCGUUGAUUGCCAAGGGCGUGGUGAUGUUGGCUCGGGCCGGGCACGUGUACGCGUCGCCGAGCAUCAUGCGCGUGGCUGCGAGAAAAGGGCUGCUGCAGGUGUUGAAGCGUCUGAUAGAGUGUUACGGGCUGCGCAUGCUCACUGAGGAUAUCGCCUCCGGUGAGAUCUGCUCGCUGCAUUACUUCGUUGUUAGGCGGGCGCUGUGCGAGGUGCUGCGUGCCGCGCUGCUGUGUGCGGCUGCCGCCGACGCCGUUGAGGCGGAGGCCGGUCAGCAACUUCUGCGGGCGAUACGGGCAACCAACUUUACAGUGAAUCCAGUGGACUAUGCGCUUAGGGCUGGCUGUGCGGCGGGGGCGAUGCUUCUUCUUGGCCUGGGGCUGUGCGGGAGCGGUGAACGGGAGGAGGGACGUAGCCCCAAGAUUUCCCGCCUCAUACGUUCCUUUCUCGCAAGGCGUGCGGCACAGGGGGAGGAGGGCUACACGAUUCUGCACGCGGCAGUGGAGCUGCAGGAAUGGGAGCUUGUCCGCACGCUUCUGCGCGAGCGUGUCAUUCUCCAGUGCGUUGAGAAAUCGGCUAUUGAGGGACCCCGCGCCGCCACAGCGCCCUCGCUUGCCGCGCUCACGAACUUCUACUUGCAUAGGGGCCACCGACGUCGUUUGUCGUCGUUGGCGGCGCCAAUGCCCGCGAGAAUUUUUCCGUGCGACUUGCCCUACCUUGUGUUUGGCCCGUCUUCCUCCGAGGAGGCGUACCGCGACAUUGUGCGGCUGUCCGCCUCGGGCGGCGGUCUUGAGCAGGCGCUGGAAUUACGACACGGCGGCUUGCCCAAGAGCUUCGUGCGGCAGCUUGUGACGCACCACAGGCACUCCUUCUACUUCGGCAACCGCUCCUUUGGGGUCGCGGCGCUGACGCCGAUGGGUUGGGCCGUGGCGGCGGGAAGUCUGCCGUGGGUGCGGUUGCUGGCCAACAGCGGGGUGUCGACCACAAACUGCCGCUCCACCGUUGCCGGGAUACGCCGCAGCUGUGCCCCGCAGCGGCCCCCGGCCUCGGUGCUACCGGGGCACAGAAAGGCGGCGGUGCGGGCCGUGGCGCGGCGGCACACCUGCCGCAAGGAGGACACGUGCCCUGCGAGCUUCACGGAGGCGCGCUACCCGCUUAGCCCGGCUCUGCUUUGCAUGGCAGUCAUUGUGGAGACCGCUGUCUCCGGCGAUGCCGAGGGAUUGCUGCGGCAGUCGCAGGUCAUGCGUUUUCUGCUUGCCCGCGGGCAGUGUCUUGGGCGGGCGGAGGUCAACCCACUCGCCAUUGCCCUGGCGAGGCUGAGGCUCUGGGGCCUUCUAGAGGCGGUCGUGGCGGCGGCAGCGGCGGGUGACUCCGCGGGGGAUCGCCUCUUCACCACCGUUCAGGAGGCGGAGGUGCCGCCCGUCAUCAGGCGCGCGAUAGGGACCGCGCGCCACGUCAUGCAUGUGGCGGCCCGCUGCGCCCCCAGGGAAAUCAUCAUGCUCGUCGUGAGGCAUUCUCAGCGUGCCGAGAUUGAGGAGUCCUGCGACGCCAGGGGAAGAACGAUGUUUUUUCACGCCUUGCAUCACCCAUGCCGAUGGGCGCUCGAGGCCUUGAUGAGUUUGCGGUUUCCCACGCAUCGCCCGUGCUGCAAGGCGCUUGGGCGCACGCCUCUGAUGGUUGCGUGCCAGCGCGGCCCGCUGUCGCACGUCGCGGCGCUUCUGAAGCAGGGGGGAAUCAACAGCACGGACCGCGGCGGCAACACGCCGCUGCUGCUGGCCGCCGCUGCAGGCCAGAUGGAGAUUGUGGAGCACCUCCUCGCGAAUGGGGCGGAUGCGUCCGUCAGGAACAGCAAAGGACUGACAGCUGUUAUGGCGGCGGCCCUUGCCGGCCACGACCGCCUCGCGGUACCUCUGGCGGAAAAUUUUUCAAAACUGGAACAUUUUUUUUCGCCGCAGACGACGCUGCUGCACUGUGCCGCUGUGGGUGGCUGCCACCGCGUGGCGGCGGCGUUGGUGGGCAUGCUAGAGAAGGUGGACCCGCUGGCUGCGGACGGCAACGGUGACACGGCGGUUUACUUGGCCUACGCCUUUGGCAACGCCCGGGUGCUUCGGGUGCUACUGACUGCCGCCUUGAGCAGAGGCGCAGAGCCCGCCUCCUCGCUGCAUUUGGAGCGUCAAAUAUUCGCCUGCUCCUCCACGCUGCCGCGCCACGGUUGGCUGCGAGGGCUGCUGCAGGUGGGCGAGGCCCUGCUCAACGAAGCCCGGCAACGCUCCUUCUGCCGCUUCGCCAUGCGGCCCGGCGAGAUGACGUACAGCACCUCCACGAGCUUCAGGCGGGCUCGCGCCUCGCUGCUGCUCUGGUGUGUGCGCAACAACAACGCAGUGGGCGUUCGGGUCUUGGGGGACAUGAACGUUGCGGACGACUGUGGGGCGCUUCACGAGGCUGCCAAGCGCGGGCACCUGGACGUGGUGGAGCUUCUGCUGAAGCUGGAAAUGAGCGACCCGAACAGCCUCGAUGGCGUGGGCAGGUUGCCGUUCGAAGUGGCCGCGGUGCAUCGGCAUGUGGCCUGCGCCUCGCUGCUGCUUGCACGCACAAAACUUGAUGUGCUGCGGCUAAGCGGCCCCGCUGCAGGAGGCGCGGAAAACGCCCUUCACCGCCUUGCGUCCGCUGGGUCUGCAGAGACCCUCGUGGCGCUGGUGGAGGCGUUUCGGCGGAGAAGCGACUCCGACUGGGCCGUGGUUGCGUCCAAACUCCUCGACGCCUUGGACACUCCCGACUCGGCCGGGAUGACGGCAUUUGAGGCUGCCGUGGCGAUGGGGAACCCCGCCGCGGUGCUUCGUGUGGCCCAAGUGCUUCAGCGACUGGCGUUGGCCUCCGCCCGGGCGAACGCUUUGAGUAUUUCAAACUCUUUUCUCAUGCAGCUCCCUGGCGUGUCGCCCGCCGCGCGGGUUCUUCUGUACGACGUGUUUGGCGUUGCAGAGGUGGCCACGUGCGUUGGCUUUGCGCAGGGGAGGCACGCGGGUCGCUUGACGUUUGCCGAUGUGCGGCUGAUUGGCGCAAACGCGUUGAGGGAGUCUGCCUUUUGCGCCACCGAGGUGGCCGCGGCGUUCACGCUGGAGCACGAGGUGGCCGUCGCCUCCGCCCUGCUGCGGGGCCUGCCCUUUCGCAUACGGUACAACCCGCGCUCGCUGGAGACGCGGAGUGCGGAGCAGCGGGUGCAGUUCCUGCAGUGGCUGGCGUCCUCGCUCGUUCUUUCCAACUACGAGCCGUGGGACGAAGACAACGCCCUUGACACGGUGGAGGUCGAGCUUGUGCUGCACCGCGCGGAGGAGUUUGUCGAGCUGUCGAACGGGCAUUUGCGGCAUUCCGUCUACGUGGACUCCCGUCGUCUGCUGGCUCCACCGCUUCAGGCGAAGUUUCAGUUUGCCUCGAGGCGGGAGGCAGCGCGGCUGCGGGGCGUGGCCGAAGGACGGUGCCGCUCGCUGACGCAGAAGCUGCGGCAACUUCCGCACCCCGCCGCCUCGAGCGGCCGAGUCGCGGUGGAGUGGGGCGACGGCAGGGUCGCGGUGGGCGUGGAGGCUGUCACGCGUCUCAUGUACGACGGCCUGGCGCGGCUUGAGUUGUUUCUCGACGGGAGGCUGAAGGACGCCCUUGCCGGCGUCGCCGUGGAGGACGUCCUCGCGGUGACUGCGGCGACGGGCGACGCUGCGGCUGCGGCGGAUAUCCGUUUCUGCUACGCCCGCGAGGCCGUGCCGGGGCGUCAGGGCCCCGCGCCGGCGGGCGGCAUCGUCCUUCUCUUCAACGAGGACGCGGUGCAGGACGUGGAGCCCGUGCUGCGCGCCGCGCUGUACAGGCCAAUUCUGGCCGACGUGAACCUCGUGGGCGUCAGUUUCGUCCGGGACGCGUUUCUGGCGGAUGUCCGACGUCGCGUUGCGGCGCCGCUGGCCGCGGCAGGUGUUGCGGCGGGCUGCAGGCUGCAGCUUGAGGGCGGCACGCUGGACGAACUCCCGCUGCACCUGCUGCAGGCCAUGAUGGCCGACGCGGCCGAGGCCCUCGCGUCGCUGAUGACCGAGCCCACGGCGAGCAUGCAGGCCUUCCACUCCUCACGAAUUGUGAGGGACGCCCUGGCGCGGAGCCUGCACUCUGUCGUCGUCCUCUUCUCACCGGAGCGGCGCCCCGCAGCCAGCUUUUCGGACGGCACAUUGCUGCUGUGCCUCGGCCGCCAGCUUGCCCCGACGCGGUGUGAGAUCUACGAGCGACUCCGUCGUGGGGCGCUGGCAGAAGAGAUUGAGCGCCUGCGGGGGGAGCUGCCUCGCGUCGUCGCCGCGGUGCGUGAGCGUCACCAGAGGCAACUGCCGUCGACGACGUUCCUGCUGGACCCCGCCGCCUUGCUUGAGGCGCAGGAUGACGAGUACGUUGCCUCCGCGCUGAGCCUCUUGUGCCACAGCGGCGGCGCUCUUGUCUUGCAGCCUCUCUUUGAGGGCGUUUCCAUUGGGUGGGACACCGGCCUGGGGGCUGUGGUGCGGCGCCACGUGCGGCAAUUCAGCCUGGCGGUGGAGCUGUACGGGAGCGGCUCAUGUGUGCUGUACGACGACGGCAGCCUUGUCUAUAACUGCCCCCUGCGCUGCCUGGAGCGCGGCGCGUGCGCAACCGCGACGUGGUAUUUGCUCUCCGCCCAGCAAAUUGCGUCGCUGCUGCUGCUGCAGCUGUCCGUGGUGGAUCCCGGCGUCGUGGGGCUCAUCAACGUGACGCGGCCCGUCGCGUGCUGGUCGCAGGCAUACGGCGUCGGCACCCGACUGCUGACUGCCGGCCGCCAGCGCAACGCCGUGCGUGUGACGACGCGCAACUUCUUAAACCUCCGCUUGGGCCACGACGUCAGCGAGGGCAGCCUCACCUUCGCGGGAAAGUGGCGCGCCGUGAGAGUCGAGCAGGCAACUGGCUGGGUGCACUUCACGGCACCGACGAAAUCCGGGUAUUUUUACCAACACAUUCGCAUGGGCGGGCAGCCGAUAUUUAACUCCCCCCUGCGUAUUCGAGUGAAGCCGCUCCAGGUCCACCUGCCGCGUACAGAAGUGCGCUCGAAGUUCAACACCGUCGUCGUGGGGCGGCCGUUUGAGAUCGUGUUGCGGCUGCGCGACAGGUACGGGAACCGAAUAGAGGCAGCGGCGGCGCUGGAGAUUUCGUCGGCCCCGGGCGGGGUCGCCAAGGUUCUGUCCUGGAGCCGCCCGCACGUGGACACCGUUACGGUGCAGGCGGUGGUGACGGAGGUCCGCGACAGCUGCACGGUCCCCAUUCGCCUGUGUGCCGCGGCGGGGCGCAGCUUCACGCUGCCCUUCACGGUGGAGAGCGUCAGCCGGCGGACGCACCGCCAGAUUUGCCUGCUCCGUCGCGGCUACACGCUGGACCGGGAAAAGGGCCCUGCGGCGACGCAGGCGAGGGCCUCCAAGGCGAAGGCGAAGGCGGACGCGUACGAUCGCGCAAAGUAUUUUUUCAGGAGGGCGGUCCGCGACGCUGAGCGACGCCGCCUCGCGCGGGACGCCAAGUCGAUUGGUGGCCUCUUGACACGUGUGUUUCCCCCACGGCGACCGACGGGCAACUCCGCAGCGCGGCCGCAAAACGGCGGGAGACGCAUGUGCGAGUAA
This is a messenger RNA of Trypanosoma conorhini, 9105 nucleotides long. RefSeq names its product putative ankyrin repeat protein. Gene Ontology annotation, molecular function: protein binding. Bases 1 to 9105 code for a protein of 3034 amino acids. The transcript has a single exon. Lineage: Eukaryota; Euglenozoa; Kinetoplastea; Trypanosomatida; Trypanosomatidae. The record is from RefSeq and is a predicted model, not a curated record.